Molecule: messenger RNA, 1275 nt
Organism: Drechmeria coniospora
Lineage: Eukaryota; Fungi; Ascomycota; Sordariomycetes; Hypocreales; Ophiocordycipitaceae
Exons: 3
Coding region: 1-1275 (424 amino acids)
Cellular component (GO): mitochondrion
Source: RefSeq, a predicted model, not a curated record
AUGCCGGCCGGGACCCCCCUCAUGUUUUUGUAUCCUCACCUGUUGCGAGCCGCUUUGAGGCGUGGUGCAGCAGGUGGAAGGGGAGGGGGAGCUUGCGCGGGCGCGGCGGCGGCGCGAAGGGCGAAGGGCACGUUUGCCCCGAGGCAUGGGAAGGCGAUCGAGCCAUCAGUCUUGGGCAAGCAGCAAAACCAGCCGCUGGAUGGGCAGGAGGUAUCGACGCCAACGUUGACGGCGACGCAGCAUGCAGACGGAACACCUGCGCCGAGCCAGCGAUCUGCUGUCAAGCUCAAACCCAAGCCCAAGACUGAGCUUGAGCCCGAGCCCGAGCCGGAGCACGCGGAGCAGGGAAGGAUGCGGGCAGUUGAAGAAGAAGGCGAAUCGACUUCCGCGGCCAAGCCAGCAGAUUCAGAGCAAGCCCUCGAGCCAGAGACAAUGCCGAGAAUCGAAGCGAGCGAACCGGCAGCAACGGCGAAGACCGAGCCGACGAAGUCGGAAGGACUUAUCGAGGAGGACAUGAAGCAGGGCGGACCUGUCGAUACAGUGCUUCUCAUGCCUGGCCCCGCGGAGACUGCGAGGCAGCACCCGCACCUUUCACCACCCCCGUACGUCCACCAUUUCGACAGCUACUCGCUGGUCAAGCAGCUGCAGGACGGAGGAUAUACGCAAGCUCAGGCGACGACGGCUAUGAAGGCCAUCCGGGCGCUGCUAGCACAGAACUUGGACGUGGCACAGCAGAGCCUCGUGAGCAAGAGCGAUGUGGAAAACGAGACGUAUCUGUUUACCGCCGCAUGCUCAGAACUCGGCGCCGAAGUCAAGAACAACAGGAGGUUGCAAGAUGAGCAGAUGCGGCAGCAGCGGACGCAUCUCGCCCACGAGGUGGACAUCUUGACACAGUCACUCAACCAGGAGACGUUGACGCUGACGGACAACGUUCGCGGCAUGUUCAACGACAGGAAGAUGACGGUGCGGGAGGAGCAAAAGGCCGUCGACAGUGCCAUCCAAAAAAUCACCUACAAGAUGAGCAUCCUGCUGAGCAGCGACAGCAAGUCGGAGAUUGAGGGUGUCCGAUGGAUCCUUAUCCGGCGCUCCGUCCUUGGCAUCAUAUUCAUGGCAAUCCUGACGCUGGGCAUGCUACGAUAUGCGACCUACGUCGGCCAGCAGAACAAGCAGGAGGCGGAGCGAAGCGAGAAGGAGAAGGAGGCACUGCGCAAGGACGGGGGCAAGACGGACCGCAGCGCCCCUGUCGAUGCUGCGGCGAUUCUUGCGGCCAACUGA